AUGCCUCUGCUGGGUUUGCUCCCGCAGGGCAGGAGGUGGAAGACUGAUGCCUUCUCGAGCCAGAGACACGACUGUAGCCUUAGAGAUGCCUCAGCAACUGCCGCGGCCAAGGUGUUGGGCCAGGGGCUGGUGGCCAGGGAUGUGGUGGUGGAUGUGCUGCUGCUCAACCAGGGCUGUGAGGCACGGGGUGUGCAGGAGGCGGCUGUGGGGCUGGUGGAGGGGGAGACACAGCAGUACCAACCAACCAAGAACUACCUCAGUGGCCUGCCCGUGCAUGACUACAGCGACUUUGAGACCGAGCUCAUGCAGAACAAGUUUGAGCACCUGCAGCCCCUGGAACUACUCGGUAUGAAGAGGUACGAGCUGCCUACCCCAUCCUCCAGGCAGAUGAACGACAUCAUGGCGUAUCAGGAGCAUGUGAACAAUUCCAUGGCACAGCUGGAGCACGUGUGCAUCGAGAACCUGAAGCUCAUGUCCCAGCAUGGCUGCAACGCCUGGACGUUGUACGAGGAACGCCUAGUUCAUAUGAUAGAACAUGCCCAGGAAGAGCUUCAGAAAUUGAGGAAAAACAUUCAAGACCUGAACUGGCAGAGGAAGAACCUGCAGCUCACAGCUGGGGCUAAGCUGCGAGAAAUGGAAUCCACAUGGGUCUCUCUUGUCAGUAAAAAUCAUGAGAUUGAACGAACUAUUGUCCCUGUAACAAUUGUGCAGCUGGAAAAUGAAAUUUCACAAACCAAGCAGCAGCAUGAGGAAGCAAACAAGGAGAAUUUCCAGCAAGACUUUCAGUGA
Messenger RNA from Melospiza melodia melodia, 789 nucleotides. RefSeq names its product pre-mRNA-splicing factor SPF27-like. NCBI's taxonomy places the organism in Eukaryota, Metazoa, Chordata, Aves, Passeriformes, Passerellidae. Gene Ontology annotation, biological process: mRNA processing. The record is from RefSeq and is a predicted model, not a curated record. Gene Ontology annotation, cellular component: catalytic step 2 spliceosome; Prp19 complex; precatalytic spliceosome.